This is a messenger RNA of Rhizoctonia solani, 4383 nucleotides long. RefSeq names its product peptidase C14. NCBI's taxonomy places the organism in Eukaryota, Fungi, Basidiomycota, Agaricomycetes, Cantharellales, Ceratobasidiaceae. The record is from RefSeq and is a predicted model, not a curated record. Gene Ontology annotation, molecular function: protein binding. The coding region runs from base 1 to 4383 and encodes 1460 amino acids. The transcript has 7 exons.
AUGCCAUUGUUGUCUCUGAGCGAGUCGCUCGCUCGCGUGAAGCAUAAACUGAAGCAACGCCUGAGCAUAGGCGCAACCAAUAACACCCUAGGUAGCGGCUCUGUCAGUCGGAUGUGGCCUAGCGUGACCGCCUUGCUCAGCCAGCUCGAGUCGAGUGCCGAACCGUUCGGCCCACUCAAGUCCGCGAUUAGCGUACUAGCCAGACUAGCUGAAGCUUGCGAGGGUCUAUCGAAGGAACAAAGUGAAUACGAGCAACUGCGAAAGAAGAUUGACAAGACUCUGAACGAUAUAUCCACGCAUAUGAGAAGCCCGGCGGAAGGCAUGAUGACGGACAGUGUCAAGCUGAUUUGCUCAGAGAUCGAAGCAGAAGUAAGCGCCCUGGAUGCGAAACAGGGACUGAGUACGGGAAGGCUACUGGUGCGUGCCACGGAUGGGCUAGAUGAGGUGAUGGAGUGCUGUCAGCGUGUCCACGAUCAUCUCGAACGUCUCACUCUGAAUCUGAACCUAAACAUACUCCAAGGCAUAUCCGAACAGAUGCUAGAACUCAUACUCGCCAAGAUGACGCCCUCCAUGUCAGCGGUCUACAACUCGGCCGAGGCCGCCGAAAUCAAGCGAGGAGCAUGCACAGAAGGAACCAGGGAGGCGCAGAUCAAGCUGCUGCUGGAGUGGGCCGACGAGCCAAGCUCCGGUAGGACAUGCUGGAUGAACGGAAUGGCUGGCACCGGAAAGACCACGAUCGCAUACACCGUGUGCACCGAGCUGAAGAGUAAAAACCAACUAGGCGCAAGCUUCUUCUGCUCACGGACGAUCCCGGAGUGUCGUCGAGUCAAACACAUCAUCCCGUCGAUUGCAUACCAGCUCGCCCGUUUCUCACUUCCUUUCCGAUGCGCGCUUUCUAAAGCCCUCAGCGCCGACAUCGAUGCGCAUGCUCUAGCGCUGAAUGUGCAGUACAAGAAGCUGAUCGAAGACCCGCUUGCGGCGGUCAAAGACUGCCUGCCGGCUGACCUGAUCGUAGUGAUCGACGCGCUGGACGAAUGCGACAACGAAGAUAGCGUCGGCCAGAUACUCGAGCUGCUGAUGCCCGCCGCACACACGCUUCCGAUCCGAUAUCUGAUAUCCAGUCGGCCGGAGAAAGAGAUCACGCGCAACAUGACUGGUCGACUCGAUGGACAUGACGAUGCGCGGCUUGUGCUGCACAACCUGGACUCGGGCACCGUCAGGUUCGAUAUUGAUACUUAUAUGCGCAAGGAACUUGCGGAUGUCCCGCUGAACGAAGAUCAGCGGCGUAGGAUCGCUGACCGUUGCGGAGUACUAUUUAUAUAUGCAUCGACUACCUGCAGGUACAUCAGACAAGCGCACGAAAUGAACACGCUGCACUCGGCUUUAGGCGUCAUCAUGCAGUCGGCAUCCAGGUCGAUGGAGUAUGGGGGCGAAGAAGAGAUCGAUGAGCUGUACAAGAACAUUCUGGAUACGGCGUUCAACAAGGCCAGCGUAAACCAAGCAGACAGGCAAAAGAUGAGGGCGGUGCUGGAAACGGCGGUAUGCGCGAUAGAGCCGAUGACGAAAAGCGCGAUCGCUGGUGUGCUGUCUCUGGACAACGAUACGCAAGUGGACCGACUGCUGCUUCCGUUUCGAUCAGUGCUGAACGUGGCUCAGAAGACCGGACUUGUGAGCACGUUGCAUGCAUCAUUCCCGGACUUUAUGCUUUCCCAGAUUCGGUCAGGCCAAUAUCAUUGCCCACCAAAACUACGUCAUACAACGAUUGCGGAAGCCUGCUUACGACUCAUCGACGGUGCCGAGCCGAAGUUCAACAUAUGCGCACUGCCUUCUUCCUUCUUGCUAGACGACCAGGUCAAAGACCUCGCUCACCGGGUCACCCAGUCGAUCUCACCCGGCCUCGCAUAUGCGUGUCGCUACUGGAUCACCCACCUCACUCUUGGCGAACACACGAAUCGCCUGACCGGGCUUGUUGGCGGCUUCUUCCAGUCCAGGCUGCUGCUAUGGAUGGAAGUCAUGAGCCUCACCAAGAACAUACGUUAUGCCGCAUCCAUCAUACAGAGCGCCGAGAAGUGGUGUACCGAGCAAAACGUACCCGAACCUGUCACAAAGCUAGCCCACGACGCUUCUCAGUUCGUAUCCGUCUAUGCCAACCAUCCCGUAUCCCAAAGCACUCCACACAUCUACGCUUCCAUGCUUCCCUUCUGGCCUCAAUCUCGGCCACUCUCGGCAGCAUACAUGCCAAGAACAUCUGGACUUGCGCAGCCGACAGGAACAGCGAUCGAUCGACGCCGGCUGGCACUCAUAGCCACAUGGAAGGUCUCGACCCGAAACGUGGAGUCGAUGAGUCUGUCAAGAGACGGAAGACGACUUGUGGUACCUACCGCAGACAGCAUCGAGGUAUGCGAUACAACGACGGGGGAGAGUGUGGUCAGCCUCGCCGAAGAGCGCACAAAGAAUGUCGACUACGUUGCGAUAUCUCCCGACGGAUCCAAGGUGGCCUUCUCUAGCUAUGGUGGUACCCCAUAUGUGUGGGACACCGCCAACGGAGGCGCGGUCACGCAGCUGCUUCCUGGUGGCGUGUCCGGUGGCCAUUCGCUUGCAUUCUCACCUGACGGGUCUCGCGUCGCCUGUGGCCUGGAGAACGGAAAGGUGUACGUCUGCGCAUUGGAACAAGACGUCAGCGCUCUUGGUCCGCUCAUGGGUCAUACCUCAUACGUCAACUCUGUCGUGUUCUCUUCCGACGGCUUGCAUCUUGCAUCUGGGUCGUACGACAAGACUGUGCGAGUGUGGGAUGUACAGACAGGCCAGCCGGUUAGCACGCCCCUCGAGGGUCAUACUGGUCCAGUGUGCUCAGUAUGCUCCUGUCCCACUGACUCGCGCAUUGCCUCGGGCUCACUUGAUAAAACGGUCCGAGUGUGGGAUCCGCAAACUGGCCAGACGGUGCUAGGACUACUCACAGCACAUUCUGGCCCUGUAUACUGCGUCGCGUUUUCACAUAACGGCGCUUUCAUUGCCUCUGGAUCAACCAACAACACAAUUCAAGUAUAUGACACGCGUACCGGCCACACGGUGCUUGGACCACUCGAGGGACACACCAACGCCAUCAGAUCGGUCAUCUUCUCUCCCGACAGCACUCGCCUGUUCUCUUGCUCAGACGACGGCACGGUACGCGUAUGGAACGUGCAAGACAUCCAUACCUCCAAUCCUCUUCCGACUGCAUCAUCUCUUUCCUCGGCUAUCCUCUGCAUCCGAUACUCUCGCAGCGGCACACGGCUUGUCUCUGGCUCAGAAGAUGGGUUGAUACACGUGUGGGAUGUGGCGACCGGUCAGCUGGCGCUCGGACCACUUCAUGGCCAUAAAUAUGGUAUUUUAUCUGUGGACUACUCAGCCGAUGAUCGGUACAUUGCGUCUGGUUCAGAAGACAAAACACUGCGAAUCUGGGAUGGACUGACGGGACAAGACAUCCACGGACCGAUGAAGGGGCAUAGUGAUUGGGUGAGGUGUGUGCGAUUCUCACCGGACAGCACGGUCGUUCUCUCAGGGUCUAAUGACGGCACCGUCCGACUAUGGGAUGUGAGCAACGGCCAACAAGUGACCCAACUGUUCCAAGGAGAUCGCCGGAUCCUGUCGGUUGGGACCUCUCCUGAUGGCCAUCGGGUUGUCUGUGGCUCAAAUCAUGGCAAGAUAGUCGUGCUAGACCGACAUGGCGGCACUACGCUCGUCGGCCCAAUCGAUGCUCACAAGGCCUGGGUUCGUUCGGUGGAGUUCUCUCCAGAUGGCAAGCGCCUCGUCUCAGGGUCGCAUGACAAAUCAGUGGUAAUAUGGGAUGCAGAGACAGGGAAGCAGCUUGUUGUUUGCGGCAAGAGCGGCGGCGCGCAUAGUAGUCUUUUCCUCUCUGUGUCGUUCUCGCCCAACGGUCUGUAUGUUGCAUCUGGGUGUUAUGACCAUACUGUGCGCGUGUGGGACUCGGAGAACGGCAAGCUUAUACACGGUCCUCUGAAGGCACAUACCGAUCGCGUGGAAUGCAUCCAGUUCUCACCUGAUGGCUCACACCUCGUUUCGUGCUCGUGGGACCGCACCAUUCGAUUCUGGGACGUAUCGCUUCUGGGAACACAUUCACAAGAGAAUGCAACCACAGGCACGAACAAUGCUGGAGCAGGCGUUCCCACUUCUGACUCCCAUGUGUCUCAUUUAUCCUCUCUGGAUGGCGAUGGCUGGGUGGUGGACUCGCACGGUCGACGACUAGUAUGGGUCCCAUCAGACCUUCGCACCUAUCUGGCACUCCCCCCGACCUCCUCGAUCAUCGCUGACCAAGGGGCUUUUACUCUAAACACGGACGGAUGGAAUAUAGGAGAUAGGUGGAUGGAGUGUUACCAGCCUUAG